AUGACGACUUUUGAUGCUAUCAAUGAAUCAGGAAUAUGUAUUCUGCGUUUUGCAAGGCUGGAUCCUUGGGCUGAACCUGUCGAUGUCCUCCAAACUUUAGACUUUCAUAAUUUGCCAAAUGGAAUUCGUAAAACCCCUGGAUUCUGCAAGAACAGGAGGAAUGUACAGGGGGCAGAUGUGGCGUACAAAGUGACAAAACAAACUCAGCUCAGUGUUCCAACCCGGCAGCUAUUUCCAGGUGGACAGUUCCCACGUGAUUUCUCCAUUUUAGUUACACUAAAGCCCAAACGGAACACACAGGCAUUCCUGUUCUCCAUCUACAAUGAGCAAGGUGUGCAGCAACUGGGAAUGGAGAUUGGUAGAUCUCCUGUGUUCCUGUACGAGGAUCAGAAUGGUCGCCCAGCGCCAGAGGAUUAUCCUAUUUUCACUGAAACUAAUCUCGCUGACAACAAGUGGCAUCGUGUGGCUAUCAGCGUUCAGAAGAAGAAUGUGACGAUGAUUGUAGACUGUAAGAAGAAAAGUUCCAAAGCGCUCCCCAGGAGUAAUAAUGCUGUUGUGGAUACAAACGGAAUCGUGGUGUUUGGGACAAGGAUCCUGGAUGAGGAGGUCUAUGAGCACUCUGCGGAAGAAAUAUUCAAAUAUGACUAUGAUUAUAGUGAUGGAGACUUUAUAGAGUUUGACUAUCAUCCAACUGAGGAAAUGCCAACAUUGGAGCAGACAGAAUUCCCAACUGAGAGAAAGAAAUCCAUUUCAUUCAUCAAACAGAAGAAGGAUGUUGGACAAACUAUAACUAAGAACAUGGCGACAAAGAUUACUUCCAAAAAAACUUUUACAACUCAGAAGAGGAAGCAGCACUUUUCCAGCCACCAAUCAUCAAAACUUCAGGUUGUGAACAAUGUGCUGCCAGAGGAGACAGGAGAGGAAUAUUACUACGAAACUUAUGAAGGAACGACCAGCUCAGCAGCCCAAGAGAAAGCUAACGAGACAAACAUUGAAGAAGACUAUAAAGAUGAAUAUCUGACUGGAGAGGGUUAUCAUUUUGAAAAGCAAGAGACUGAGGAAAAGGAACAGGAUCUCAACGAGUAUGACUUCAAUGAGUAUGAUUUCAAAAUGUACGAUCUCAAUGAAUAUGACGACAAGGAAUAUGAUGAGAAAGAGCAUGAUCCCACUGGGCAAGAUCCCACUGGGCAAGAUCCCACUGGGCAAGAUCCCACUGGACAUGAUCCCACUGGGCAUGACCCCACUGGGCAUGAUCCCACUGAGCAUGACCCCACUGGGCACAGUGCCAAAGCUUCUUCCAGCAAAGGAACCAGUGAUAAUGACCAUGAAUUCAAAGCUUACGAUGUUGAGGAAUAUGACCCCAGUGAAUAUGAUACGAAGCGUUACGAGGAUGAAUAUUAUUAUGAAAUCACAGAGUAUGAAGAUAAAGACCCAAAGACCACAUCUACUGGGGUGGAUUUUGGUCCUGGGGUACCUGCUGAGACAAGUAAAUUUAUGCAAGGAAAAGUCAAGGAACUAAAGAUCGAUGAGUCUGAGAUCAGGGCUGGUGCCGGAGCUCGGUAUUGGGCAGUACCGGAGCACGGUGUUGGUUGUACCGGAGCUCGGUAUUGGGCAGUAAGGGAGCUCGGUAUUGGGCAGUGCCGGAGCUCAGUAUUGGGUUCUACUGGAGCUCGGUAUUGGGCAGUGACGGAGCUCGAUAUUGGACAGCACCAGAGCUUGGUUUUGGGCAGUACCGGAUCUUGGUUUUGGGCAGUACCGGAGCUCAGUGUUGGGCAGUGCCGGAGCACGGUAUUGGGCAGUGCCGGAGCACGGUGUUGGUUGUACCGGUGCUCGGUGUUGGGCAGUGCCGGAACUCGAUAUUGGGCAGUCCCAGAGCACGGUGUUGGUUGUACCGGUGUUCGGUAUUGGGCAGUGCUGGAGCUCUGUAUUGGGCAGUGCCGGGGAUCGGUAUUGGGCAGUCCCGGAGCUCGGUAUUGGGCAGUGCCAGAGCUCGAUAUUGGAUGGUACCGGAGCUCGGUAUUAGGCUUUACCGGACCUCGGUAUUGGGCAGUGCCAGAGCUCGGUAUUGGGUUCUACUGGAGCUCGGUAUUGGGCAGUGACGGAGCUCGGUUUUGGGCAGUGCCGGAGCUCGGUAUUGGGCAGUGCCAGAGCUUGGUAGUGGGUUGUACUGGAGCUCAGUAUUGGGCAGUGCCGGAGCUCGGUAUUGGACAGUUGCAGAGCUGA
Messenger RNA from Rhincodon typus (whale shark), 2223 nucleotides. Its product is annotated as collagen alpha-1(XI) chain-like. Bases 1 to 2223 code for a protein of 740 amino acids. The transcript has 11 exons. The record is from RefSeq and is a predicted model, not a curated record. Lineage: Eukaryota; Metazoa; Chordata; Chondrichthyes; Orectolobiformes; Rhincodontidae.